UGGGGAUGCUUUAAUUGCACUCAACCUACUGACGCCGUUGCAUGUCCUCAACACAACUCUUGGGCUCUGAGCUACGAUGAUGGACCAAGCCCGGAUACUCCAGCAUUGCUGGCUCUGUUGGCCAAACUCAAUGUCAAAGCAACGUUUUGUGUUGUUGGUUCUAGAGUACUUGCUAGGCCUGAGAUUCUCCGACAAGCAUACGACGCAGGCCAUCAGAUCUGCGCGCAUACUUGGAGCCACCGAUUUUUAACAUCGCAGACUAAUGAGCAGAUUGUUGCGGAGUUUGAAUGGGGACUUCAAAUUAUCGAACAAGUGACAGGUGCACGUCCUGCCUAUGCUCGACCACCAUUUGGCGAUAUGGACGAUCGAGUACGAGCUGUUUUAAAAAGUAUGAAUCUGACUCCAUUACUAUGGAACAGAGACACUUUUGACUGGAAUCUGGGUGAUCCCAACUCUGGAUUCCAGGCUGGAUGGAUUACUGGUAAUUUUACCAAUUGGAUUGCAACAGCUGGAACCACAUCCACAGGAUUCAUGUCGCUUGAGCACGAUCUAUAUCCGCAGUCGGCGGCUCAGACUCUUCCAGCAUUACAGCUUGUAUACGAUGCUAAAUUCCAAAUCCAGCCUGCUUCUACCUGUCUUGGC
Molecule: messenger RNA, 642 nt
Organism: Batrachochytrium dendrobatidis JAM81
Lineage: Eukaryota; Fungi; Chytridiomycota; Chytridiomycetes; Rhizophydiales
Exons: 2
Biological process (GO): carbohydrate metabolic process
Cellular component (GO): membrane
Molecular function (GO): chitin deacetylase activity
Source: RefSeq, a predicted model, not a curated record